CUCAAUUUGGCCCUUCUUCCAACGCCGCUUUCCGCCUUCUCUUUGCCUGCGGGCUCUUGGAGCCAUCGACCCUCCUUUUCAUCACCUAUCGCUUCCUCUUCUUUUCUGCCUGUGGCUGGGGCUUCGGGAGACCGUGAUGUCUUCGUGCGCGAGCUCUGCAACGGCGACUUUGACGAGCGUGUUGACCCUCGAGCUGCUGACGACCACAUUCACAUCUUCUUUAACUACGCUACCGCCCACAUUCACCACAAUAACGUCGCAGGGUUGUGCAUUGGGAAAUCUGAGCGAUGUUGCCUGUCUGUCUACGGCUACGACAAUCACAUCGACUAUCCCAGGUAUCACGUCGACGGUGGACGUCCCGGUGAUCACGACUGUGCCCAGUCUGAGCACGCAUAUUACGACACUCUUCGGCACAUCAUGUUCUGCGUCUGCGUCUGUGUCUCUACCUGUAUCGUCAAGCCGAAGUGUCAUAUCGACGCCACCGCCCCCGCCGUCUCCUAGUGUCACACCCUCGAGCUCAAUGUCCGCCGUCGUUGUUACUAGCCAGCAAUCGAGUACUCUGGCAAAUGGACAAGUCACAGUGGUCCCGCUCACCGUUGUAUCCGUCGUAUCCGGAUCGAUCACAUACGUUACCGCCGCUGCCUCUGCCGACCCCCACACGCAAACGAACACAGAUGGUGGCAGUCCACCCACGAUUGGACCUAUCAUCGGUGGCGUCCUAGGGGGUUUCUUUGGGCUAUUUGCCAUCGUGUCGAUAAUCUGGUUUGUGCUGCGACGAAGACAGCGAUGGGACGACAUCUUCAAUGAAGAAAGGCCACCUGCGCCCGCUAAGCGCUUCUCCUUGGAUCCCGAAGUGGAGCCCAAACCUUACCAAUAUGGGCUGGUUGGCCAGGCGAGGACGCCUCCGUCCGCAUCUGGCUUUUCACCUCCGAAUUCUCCGCCAGCGUCCUCGGCAAAUCGCCACCCUACGCCUGGGCUCAUGCCACUCAAUCUCCCACGCACUGUCUCUAGCCCCGGAUUCAGUGCCACUACGGCUUCGUCUCGACCUUCCUCCGCUGGUUCGAUGCGACCACUCGAUCCAGGGGCGCAUCUCUCCGGCCACGGACACAACACGAGCAAGGGAAGCAUCGGAGAUGGCGCGGUACCGGCCAUCCCCUAUAACUGGGGACACCACAGUCCCAGCCCUAGUGCCGAUCAAGCGUACUUCGAUCGCGCUGGGUCGCCGACAAGUGUGCGAGAGUACGAUCCCCCGAGGAGACUUAUGCUCGCAAACGGGAGCACGCACGACCCGCCGUCGCCGUCGUCAUCGCCACCCCGCACGCGCUCCGCGCUCAAUACCUCGGACUCUGAAGCUGCGGUGCACCCAGGUGCUGGCCGUGCAUCCACCUCAUAGCAUUACUCUCCGUUUCGUUCGUUUAUUUUUCCAGGCUGGCUUCGCCUCGUGUCACUUUACUUUACCGGGAUGCGACUCGCCCCGUGUGCACUGCGCGCAUUGGGCUGAUGAUUACGCUCCCGUCGUCGUAUAUAUAUAUUUACGGUUCCCGUCAUCCACCCAUUUUCGCGCUGUAGAAAUAGAGUUCGCAUCGGCAUACAACAACAACCGCGGGCAGACGGUGGCCGCAGCUGCCAUGGCGACGCCCUGCACACAAUAAGUUAUGUAAGCGGGGAUUGCUGUACAAAGAUGCGCAAAUAAACUUGUAUGUCCUGCGCAAGCCACAUCGCGCUCGUAACUCAUGCAUUCUCGAGUUGUGAAACGCGUCUCCAAGGCGGGUAUUGAUCCACGAAGCAGCGUAGCGACCGACGAAAGUCCUUUGUGCCUAAACAGGAAGGGCGGGACUUCCGAACACCCGGGGAUACGUGAGUCAAAGAAUGGACGUCCUUGUGUGUUUGGUCCUGUUCGGCAUAAUGGGCAAGCUAGCCGCCGAACGAUAAAAAGGAACGCUGCCGGGUUGACUUCUCCAGUGGUCUUCCACAUAAACAAGCUACCCAGCCAACUCUCUACUUCCACCCUUGUCUCCUUCUUGGUGUCGGGACACCCCUUGUUUUCUUUCUUUCAUUACUUGACGUUACCGCACCGACUUCUCACGCCCCCGCCCACGCACGACCACGUCUAGAGCUUGACUCUUUCUUUCUUUUUGACAAACCACUUUCACUUGCUGCCUCUCUAAAACCUUUUCAACGAACUUCCCAUCGCCAUCUUUUUGCACCCUCACAUCAUGCCCAUGAACUUCUCUCGCAUCAUCUUCGUCGGGCUCAACGCCGUCCGUCUCCUCAGCAUCGUCGGACUGCUUCUCGUUUUCGCGUCCUCCAUCGAGGUCAUGGUCACGAACAUCAAGGCUGUGAACGCGUUCCAGGCGGACCGGAUCGCCAAUGGCACGAGCCCCAUGCUGGAUUGUGAUUACAUCGAAGGAAGCACCGUUCCCAACCAGGCCGCCGGCGUCUUCUGGUCUGUCGUUGCUAGCCUGCUCAUCAUCUUCCAAGUUGUCAUUUUGCUCCUCUCCGAGUUCCGCUGGCCUUCGUCAUUUUUUGAUCGGUUCUUCCCGGUGCUAGGAAACGACUUCGGCCUCGGCGCCUUAGGGAUCUUCCAGUGCCUCAUCGGCGCCCAGAUUCUUUCUCACCAUGUCGACGACUUUACGCUAGUCUCCGCGUUCUUCCUGUUCUCCAUCGGGUGCCUGAACAUUUUCCUUGGCUUGAUCUUCCGCGAGAGCGCCAAGUCCCGUCGUUCACUGCGCGCCAAACGUCAGCAGGACAGGGGCAUUAUCACGGGAGAUAUGGGGUCGUUCGCGCCGCAAUUCGUACCUGUCUACCCGACUACGAUGAUGGAGAAACCUGUGCAGGAGACGGCGUCUCUUGGCUCAUUCAAGAGCACCGCCAAGUCCAACAUGGGCUUCGGGCGCCAGGGCGAGAAGGCCGCGGCCAUCCGCGGAUUCAUGCUCCAGCGCCCUGAGGAAUCGCUGCCGCGAUAUGCCUCGCCUUCUCCGAGCUUCAACAACAACGCCCACGAGGAGAAGGCCAGCCCUCGCCCGUCGCGCGUCCCGUCGCAGCAGAGCCGCUCGGCCCGCAGCGCCGGCUCGUCGCGCAGCUCGUCGCACUCGUCCCGCUCAUCCCGCUCGUCGUACGCCAGCGAGGUCGAGACGUCAUCGAGCUUCGCGUCGCCGAUGUCGUACCGCGACACGAUCCAGAUCCCCGACUCGCCCCGCCCCGGCGAGGAAGACGCGCACACUAUGCCUGUGCCGUUUCACGCGCAGGCGCCCCUCCCGAAGUACGGCCGCGUGCACGGCAAAUUCUGAGGGUCCCUUGACGGCUCACUCACUCACUCGCUCACUCAAAAGACCAGCUGGAGGAUCGCAUGUCGAUUCACGGACUGAUAAUGCCAUUUAGACUGCUACUGGCUCUCACACACACCUACCACGCCCCCUUGCACGUACCCUCCGGACUUUUUGACGCCCACGUGACGCGCUCCCUGCAUACUGUACAUACAUGCAUCUUAAUCGAGAGCUUGACUGCUCUGUGUACCUACCUGCCUACCUGUAUCUUCCUUCUUCCCUGUAUUACAAGCAAAGAUCUAAUCGAUUGUUGUGUUGCUGCAAACCAUUGAUCAUUGAUAAGAUUAGAUGCGCAUGCUUUACUGGACAGGAUGGUCCGUGGCACGAGUGCUACAAAUUCUCUGUGCUCGGCUACCGCCGCCGAGAAGUCGCGGAGGAUUGGAGUCAUUUUUCCUGUGAUGUCGCGCGAUCAGUGGUCAGCGACCUGCCAAGCUCAUCGUAUGCAGACGCUUCCUCUCAGGCUGUUUGCGAGUGAGAAAACGCCGGGGGAACAGGAGACACACGGAGAGUGAAGCCCGCCGGCUCUUCGUUCAACCGCAGCAGGGGAGAGCAAUCUAUCAAGCUUCAGACCGCUCGGAAGUCGAAUCCUGAUCCCGAUGGGUGCGCGGCCUGCAGAAGCGGAAUGCAUUCAUUCAGUUACGAUCUACCGUGGGGAGCGGGCCCGAAGCAUCCCAUCCCAGUCCAUCCAAUCGCAUGCGCCGCUCGACUUGCCGGACAGGACUCGAAGGAAGACGCGGAUCUCAAGUGGCCGUUGCAGACACAUUGGCACGGAUGCUUUUCUCUGACGGUCCCUCUGCGGUGCCGAGUCGAUUCUGGCCGCCGCCGUCCUGCACGUACUCAAACUUCCGCGAAUCUAGCGUGAAUGUCACCGGACCCUAAGAUGCAGAAGCAUGAGCGACGGGAUCAUCUUUGAUACAGCUCAGUGCCUAGACACACACCUCGUUCGUGAGCGCCACAUCCAUCAUCGCCCCGAACCUGCCGUCUGGCGUCGUAGUGUCAGCGACCGCAGCGCGCUCGAAUGCUCGCACCCGCCGAACCUUGUAUCUUCUCGGCUUUGUAUAAUUUCCGGAGAGCGUCUAAAAAUGUCUGAUACAGCGCACGUGACUGAUCACUUGACUGAUCUGCAGGUCAAGCUGCUGGUGGGAGAGAGAGCGAAGCCAUCAUCAUGACGAACCAUGGCGUUGUGAAAAUCAGGUUUGUUGCCCUUCUUGGUAUCUGCGAUCAAAGUAAACUGGGAAACACAGAGAACCUCUCCGUCGAUGUCUUUAACGUUUGCUUUCCAGGCUUUGGAAGGAUCUUGCGAGUCGGGGAACACACGUAGAGAAAGUCUAGAUGGAUGCCAUAUAUUAGGGCAUUGCGUUGAAGUCUGCAUCCGACUGCGAGACACCGUUUACCGUCGGCAGCCGACGAGUGACCACUCACAUCUUGUUUGUCAGUGUCGCGACAUCGGUAGCAGUGUCAUCUGCUCCUGGAAUGUGAGAAGGAUGGAGAGGCGCGCAAAUUUGGCAGUUGAAUGCACCUCGCGAUAUUCCGACGAGAACCAUGAGGCCCUUGGAUAUGUGAGAAAUCACCUGCCCGUCCACUGAGGAGCAGUUGAGCGACGGAGAGAGCGGAGACAUUGUGUACCUGCUACGGAGGCAGAUGCCACACGUUGGAUUACUGCUCGCAUGCUCGCUUUCCGGCGAUGUCACGGUUGGGGAAAACAAGCUCGACCCUCUGCGCCAGGAAGACGGCGAGUCACGUCUCACGGUCACGUCUCGUGACAUCUCGUGACGCACGCGUCUGACCUCUUUCAACACGACCAUCAUGACCGAUUCAGUCAUUCUGGAGACAAGUCUAGGCGAUGUCCAGUUUGAACUAUACUGGGACCAUGCUCCCAAGACAUGUAAAAACUUUCUUGAACUCGCAAAACGCGGGUACUACAAUGGUGUAGUAUUCCAUCGAGUGAUCGCGGAUUUUAUGAUUCAGGGAGGGGAUCCCACCGGGACUGGACGCGGCGGUACCAGCAUUUAUGGCCAGAAAUUCGAGGACGAAAUCAGCUCCGAACUGCGUUUCACAGGCGCGGGCAUUCUGGCGAUGGCGAAUUCUGGCGCGAACACGAACGGUUCUCAGUUCUUCAUCACUCUAUCGCCGACUCCAUAUCUCGAUAACAAACAUACUAUCUUUGGUCGCGUGAGCUCAGGGAUGCGCGUUGUGCAGCGAUUGGGAGCCGUCGCCACGAAUGAACAGGACAGGCCGAUUGAGGACGUAAAAAUACAUAAGGCUCGUGUAUCGUAGAAUACCGGACUGGACGCGCAGCCGACACACCCUUUUGUCUGCGCUUAUUCUGGGAUGAUGAGCAUAGGCUCCUGAAGAAGCUGCCCCAUCGAGUGUCCUCGCCCUACUUUCGUCUCCCCAGCCAUUGGCUCCUCCGGGUAUCGCGUGAAGAAGAACGAACCUCUAUGAUUGGAAGCAGGAAAAUAUCAUCUUGGAACCCAGCCUUCUGGAUGUGUUGAGACUAUUGCAACGGGCUACUAUUUUCCACAUUGUGGGGCAUGAUACAUUGUCGAACAGCAGGGCAGGAGGAGACAACUGG
Messenger RNA from Mycena citricolor, 5901 nucleotides. Lineage: Eukaryota; Fungi; Basidiomycota; Agaricomycetes; Agaricales; Mycenaceae. The record is from the annotation of a GenBank genome assembly.